Molecule: messenger RNA, 465 nt
Organism: Plasmodium adleri (nom. inval.)
Lineage: Eukaryota; Apicomplexa; Aconoidasida; Haemosporida; Plasmodiidae
Product: conserved Plasmodium protein, unknown function
Exons: 1
Coding region: 1-465 (154 amino acids)
Source: RefSeq, a predicted model, not a curated record
AUGAUAGGUAAAAUAUUCGAUAAUGCCUUUCGUAUAAGGACAUACAACAGAUUUGUAUGCUUUUUGAUUGGAGGCACAUUUGCUUAUAGUUUUUCUAACCCUGAUAUGGAUACAGUAUAUGACCUUUUUCCUAUUUUUAAACAAAAUAAAUAUGCAUAUUUAACAUUUCUAGAAGUAAAUGAAAAACAUAGUAAUGUUUUUGAAGAGAGAUUAAAAGAUUUAUGUAGAUUUUAUCAAAAACAACCAGGUUAUUUAUAUACAAAAAUUAUAAAAAGAAUUGAUAAUAUUAAUGAUCUUAGUAAAUAUAUUGUUAUAUCCACAUGGAUAAAAAGUGAAAAUUAUCUUUUAGCAUGUAAUAGAAUGUAUGGACAAAUUUUAAUUAACAAAAUACAAAAUUAUGCUAAAUAUAAUUCUUACUUAUAUAGAAUAGUUGUAGAUGACUCGGAUUAUCUUCCCCCAAUUUGA